This is a messenger RNA of Seminavis robusta, 795 nucleotides long. The record is from the annotation of a GenBank genome assembly. NCBI's taxonomy places the organism in Eukaryota, Bacillariophyta, Bacillariophyceae, Naviculales, Naviculaceae.
AUGUCCUCUUCUGUAGAGAAGACCUUUUCAGCCCAUCUCAUCUGUCCCAUUACACUGGAAUUGCCAUUUGAUCCGGUCCAUGCAGAAGAUGGCAAGUUGUACGAGCGCCAAGCCAUUCAGGAGUACAUUGCUCGACAGAGGCGCCGUUCCCUCAAAUCGCCCAUGACACGGGCACCCAUGGGAAAACGCCUCUUUCCAGCUCCCCACAUCAAAAACUUGAUUGAAGAAAUGAUUGAAAAUGGCGAGGUGGAAGUGGAUUUGAGCCUGCGGUGGAUCAAUAAGAAAAAGGAAGAACUAUUUCGGGAGCGGUUGGUGAAUGCUGCCAAGGGGGGUGAUUCCAGUGCCAUGGUGUACCUUGGAAACUGCUACGGAGAACCCCGUCAUGGCUUUCCAGAGAACCAGAAGAAAGCAUUCGAGUGGGUGGAAAAGGCCCACAACGCUGGGCAUGUCUUGGGAACAUUUCUGUUUGGAUGUUCCCUUUUGGAGGGUGUGGGAGCUCGUGCCAACGCGGAACAAGGACUGCUCCACACAUUUGAUGCAGCGCAGCGGGGAUGUAAUGUAGCUGCGUUCUUUGUGGGAGCUGCCUACAUGGAAGGCAAGUUUGGAUUGCCUCUAGACCCCCAUCAAGCCAAAAAGUGGCUUCGCAAGGGUUUGUUUUCAUGUUCUGCUUCUGAGAAGACAAAGGGUAUGUACGACUUGAAACUGUCAGAGCAGGUAGACGAACGCAUGGAUUGGGAGCAAGUGUUGGAUGCGCUUCACAAGCUCGGAACUGAUGGCGUGGGAGAAACAAGCUAA